CAUAUGUAGAGAGAGGCAAACCAUUUCCCACUCAGACUGAGAUAACCUCUAUGAUGCUGGAAACAUUUUAUCCAAAGGAUAGAUUUACCACAGAGUCAUAAUAUUUGAAUCAGAAGUUUCACUGGGCAGUUUUGAAUAGUUCCAAGGGAAGGGAGGCCUCUAUCAAGGGUAAAUUUCUCAGAGAAGAAGGGUCAACCUCUUGGGAAGGCUUUAAGGACCAUCUGUGUGGUCAGCCAUGUCCUCAUUCUGACGUCCAAAUUGUUCUGGGACCCUCCACUGGGGUUGGGGCAGUCCCAGAUUUGGACCACCCCCCACUCCCACGCCCAACCUCACAGUCUCAGCUGGCUCACUGAAUGUUGCAUCAGGGAGGGUGAUGAAAUCAGUGUCAGCGGAUUUUACCCAUGGAUGCAACAGGCUGAAGGACUGGUCAGGGUCAUUUACACAGUGCAUCUCCAACUCCCCAGAAUUCCUGGACUUCCUAACUGUGGGGUAGGGCCUGGGUGCUGGAAUAUCUAAAUUUGACUCACAGCCUUUUCUUAAACUCGUAUCCCAAAAGAACUACCACCUGAACCCCACAAAUCCUAUGAAACUUUGGGCCACUAAGGUUGAGGAAUUAGAUGAUUCUUAGCAACAACUGUCUCCCCCUCCAGGCCUCCACUCCACAGUGAGGCCUGAAGCGGGAACAGUAAUACUUUAUACGGCAUUAUAUGGCUUCUCAGUUCACAGAGUGCCUUCACAUCCAUUCUCUCCCAGUGAAAAUAAUUGUUGCCAAGGGAGAAAAAAGAAGCCCCCUUGUUUUUAGACACAGGGCACUAGAGGGGAACCAAACUUCAUUCCAAACUGAGCUUGCUAUCCUAUUGGGAAAUAAAUGAAUGUUUCCGUUUUGGCUUUUCCUCAGGCAGGAGGAGGUAAGGACGUUAGGUGGGGGUGGGGAGAUAAAGCUUUGAGAGGCAAAAAAAAAAAUGGGGGGGAAGUUCAACAGGAAGAAACUUGAGACUAGAUUCAUUUAAAUAUUCAUUUGUCUAACCCCCACCCCCUCUACAGCCAUUUCGAUUCAUGGAGAGCAUUACACAUAUGCCCCAUCCCAGGCCUCCAGCCACAGCAACCACACGUCUCAUUUCCCUUGGGACUGAGGCUGCAUACCUGGGCUCUCCACAGAAGGGGAUGAUGCAGGGAGGGGAAUCCCACCUGCUGUGAGUCACCUGCUAGUAUAAAGGGCGGGCCUUACAAUGCAAAGACCUUAAAAAGAGACUCAGAGACAAGGGGAGAAAAACAGCAGGAAGCAGCUCAGAAACUCCGUGAACAACAGAGGGAACCAAACCAGAGACACACAGAAGGCAGAGAGCAUCAGGCUCCAGAGCAAAGGGAAGUGGGCAGAGAUUCCACAGGGACUGGUGUGAAGCACAGAGCCAGCCAGAUUUGAGAAGCAGGCAACAAGAUGCUGGGGAGCAGGGCUAUGCUGCUGCUGCUGCUGCUGCUGCUGCCACGGCCCUGGACUGCGAAGACCCGGGCUGUGCCCGAGGGCAGUAGCCCUGCCUGGGCUCUGGGCCAGCAGCUCUCACAGAAGCUCUGCACGCUGGCCUGGAGUGCACAUCCUCCAACGGGACACACGGUAAGUAGCAGGCUCUGGCACCAAAUGGGAGCUUGUCCAAGCUCUCCAAGGCUUCCAAGGAGAGAAGACUCUGUGGCUCUGGAUGGAAGCUGGAGGGUUGAAGGUCCUCAAAGAGUGAGAGAGGACAGGGAGUGGGGUUCCUGGAAGACUCCUGGGCCUGGGUUAUUGGUGGACUUAGAAAGUGCUUCUCUUAUCUCUUCACUCUUCCCACCCCUUCCUCCAUUCCAGGACCUACCAAGAGAACAGGGAGAUGACGAGACCACAAAUGAUGUCCCCCACAUCCAGUGUGAGGAUGGCUGUGAUCCCCAAGGACUCAGAGACAACAGUCAGUUCUGCUUACAAAGGAUCCACCAGGGCCUGGUUUUUUAUGAGAAGCUGCUGGGCUCAGACAUUUUCACAGGGGAGCCUUCUCUACUCCCUGAUGGCCCAGUGGGCCAGCUUCACGCCUCCCUCCUGGGCCUUAGGCAACUCCUGCAGCCUGAGGGUCACCACUGGGAGACUGAGCAAACUCCAAGCCCCAGUCCCAGCCAGCCAUGGCAGCGCCUCCUUCUCCGCUUCAAGAUCCUCCGCAGCCUUCAGGCCUUUGUGGCUGUAGCUGCCAGGGUCUUUGCCCACGGAGCAGCAACCCUGAGCCCCUAAAGCCAGAAGCUUAAGCAUGGCACCCAGAUCUCCAUGGCUCAGCAGUGCAAAAAUGAAUCAGG
This is a messenger RNA of Hyaena hyaena (striped hyena), 2313 nucleotides long. RefSeq names its product interleukin 23 subunit alpha (gene IL23A). The record is from RefSeq and is a predicted model, not a curated record. Bases 1439 to 2251 code for a protein of 270 amino acids. Gene Ontology annotation, biological process: positive regulation of T cell proliferation; immune response; positive regulation of T-helper 17 cell lineage commitment. The transcript is spliced from 3 exons. Gene Ontology annotation, cellular component: extracellular region; interleukin-23 complex. Gene Ontology annotation, molecular function: cytokine activity. Lineage: Eukaryota; Metazoa; Chordata; Mammalia; Carnivora; Hyaenidae.